UAUAAUGUACUCCCAUUCAACUGUCUGUUCUCUUCAAAAUACUAGUCUCAAUUCCCCACCCAAAGGGUAUCAACUAUCAGAAUUAAAACGCAUGCGUCGAGACGCCGACUUAUUCGUUGAGCAUGUAUCCGUAUCCCUCCAGCGGGUUGAUAUCACGUCUGUAUCAUAUUCGGCAGCCGCACGCGGUUCCGAACGCAAGUGUAGUGCAAGCUCCCCCGAAGCUCUUGUUGAACCCCAUCAUCUCGCUAUCCGCAAGCCCAUCAAGUCAAACAAAGUAAACCGUUAGAUCGCAAAUUAUGAAAUGUGGCUUAACUAUCAAAAAUGUGCAUCGAAAUAGUGAAAAGUGAUUCGAGUUGACAGUGAUGCAUGACAAUAGCAAUGCUCACACUUCCUGGUCCAUGAUAUGGUACUCGCUGUCAUCAUCAUCUUCAUAACCAGUUGAAUUUACCCAACACCGACCAGCACAGCGAUCCAUCCGAGAACUUCCAUCAACUCAGUGCUAGGGCCAUCGUCUCUCCAAACAAUUCCGAAGAAUCUGCUCACCAAUCAUGAACUCAACCUCAGACUCGGACUCAGCCCUAGACUACCGGUGUGGACCGGGUCUGGACAGUCUUCAUCAGGAGUACGUCAAGGUCCAUGGCUGGGCAAGUCUUCUCGUCUGCAUCUUCGGUUUAAUCGCAAAUACCCUGAACAUCGCAGUCCUUUCGCGGCGUGAGAUGUCAUCACCCACCAAUGCCAUCCUGACGGGUCUCGCUGUAGCGGAUCUUCUCGUAAUGCUUGAAUAUAUUCCUUACGCGAGUCACAUGUACCUGUAUCAUCGUUCAAGAAAGGACACCUACAGCUACGGGUGGGCAGUGUUUGUCCUGGUCCACUCGAUCUUCACUCAAGUCUGUCACACAAUAUCCAUUUGGUUGACAGUGACAUUAGCCAUUUGGCGGUACAUCGCUGUUGAAUAUCCCCAGAGUAAUCGCCAGUGGUGCAGCUUCAGGAGGACAGUUCUGGCAAUUGCUGGUGCUUAUAUAAUAUGCCCAUUGAUAUGUUUACCCGUGUACUUCACCACCCAAGUGACAUCAAAAAUUGAGACCCUGAAUAGUCAGGGUAAUUCGGUCAACGUGAGUGUCUACAACGGAACAGAAAUGCUUAAGAAUGAAACAUUAUGGUUCGUUCAUUUAAGUGAGACCAUGAAGACUCAUGGAUUAUUAAACUUGAUGAACUUGUGGAUGUAUAGUGUUGUCAUUAAGCUGGUACCAUGUUUGGCCCUGACAAUUUUCAGCUUAAGGCUAAUUCUUGCGCUUCUCAAGGCCAAGAAGAGGCGAAAAUUAUUGACGAGUAGAAAUGUCUUCAAGAGUAGUGAAGAAAAUGUGGUGGACAAUAUCUGUGAUAUAAAAGCGUGUCGGAAGAAAUCAUCGAGAAUACUGGAGAAGGAGCGCCAGACUGAUAGGACAACAAGGAUGCUUCUAGCGGUUUUACUACUAUUUUUACUCACUGAAUUCCCGCAGGGGGUCCUCGGGUUACUCAGUGUCAUUCUCGGGACCGGAUUCUUUAGGACUUGUUACGUGAAACUAGGUGAAAUGAUGGACAUAUUGGCUUUGAUAAACUCAGCCAUAAACUUCAUCCUUUAUUGUGCCAUGAGUCGACAAUUUCGCACAACAUUCCACCAGCUUUUCUGCACCUGGAAGUUAUUGGGGAGAUGGCUGCCGGUAGCACAGCAUCUCGAUAACAACGGGCUCACCGCCACGACGCAUACUGUGACACAAGUAACGCAAGUUUAGCAUAGGCAUAACCAACGAACAUAUGGCUAUACGCUAUAGAGACCGUGAGGGAAUUGGACGACACGUAUCAAAGAGAAAGAAGCUUUUAAAUUGUUUCUUCUUUCUGAAACAGAAAGCAUCAAACGGCAAAAUGGUAAAAUGUUUUGAUUCCAGAAGUUUUGGGAACAAAAUCUAAUUUAUAGUUCUGGAAAGCAAUCCAACGAAAAUAAACGAAACGAUAACAGAAUAGAUAAAAAAUCAUGUGGAUGAAAGUUACGAGACACAUGUCUACCAGAGUAUUGUCAUAAAAUUUAUAUGAUUUAUAUGAUGUUGUAGAACAAAUUAAAUAUACAGGAAGAAUCCACGAUUGAAAAAAAUCCGAAAAUCGAAAAUUGGCCUUCCGAAUCUUGAGUAUAAAAAUAUAAAUGAAUACGUUCAGCACAAUAAACAAUAGCUCAAUCCAGUAAUUAAAAUAAACUUCCAAAUAGAUGUCAAAUAUCACAAUCUAAAAAUUUCUAUUGGGUCGCCAGAGGAAUUUCCAUAGAAAACUUAUUCACUUGACCACGAUCUUUUAAUUUUCAUGCCUUUGGAGAACACACACAAUUACCAAUGAAUUUAACACCAAUUAUCGACUGAAUGCCCUGUUACCCACAUAAAAUAGUCAAUCGAAUACUGCAAUUCUAUUUACCCAAAAUUUGCAGGGAAAUUCUGGCGGAAAUUCGGUCAAUGAAUUAACAAUAAUUUUAAUGAUCGUCAAUUAUACUCCAUUUGGAAACAUUGCUCGGUGUUCGAAUGUAAUUACGUGAUUAAAAAUUCGCAGCAAAAUUUAUUCGUCUACCGAGAAGGAUAGCAAUGAAGGCCAACAACCCAGGAGUCAGUUUUCCCCCAUUUAUAAUACAAUUCGUUAUAAAAAAAUAGGCCGGACAAAACAUAAAAAGAGAAAGAAGAAAGAAAGAAAGUCUGAUUAAUGAAACGUCGUCCUCGAAACUACGGUUGACAACCGAGAGGUGAAUCCCUAUCAACGCUUCUGUAUCUCAUUCUUCUCUCCUCCAGUAAAGGCAUCCUAAUCCCCUCCAUGGGUUAUAACUGCUCCCAACUGACCAACACAUUAUACACAUUAUUUACGAAAUGACAUUUUUUCUCUCUCUCUUUCUCGUAUUAUGAUAAAACUGGUGGAUGUAGCGAUCCCAAAAAAUGAUGAUUAAUUUCGUCCUGCCUAUCGUGAACCUAUAGUCUCCAUUCGUUGAGAUAUUGGUGACCCAGUAAUCAAAAGAAGGUCGAAAUUCACAGGGAACACAGUCGGAUAAGCUUCGCGAGAGUAUUGAGUUGUUUGUAGAAUGUGUUUGAUGUUUAUGAAGUAGGAGGGUGGAUCGCCAUAGAUAUUUGUGAAGCAAUUGAAUUUGAAAAAUAUGCUAAAUUUAUAAAAUAAUGUGUCGGCUGAAGGCCUCCAGGCGAUGGCCAGUUGCAGGUUCCCGGUAGAGCUUGCAACAAAUUUCGUUAAAAAUAAAAAUAAUCCUCUUUGUAUUUUUGUUAUGGUCCACUCUAAUGGAAUAGUAUUAAGUUAUACGGUCUUGAUAAAGGUAAAUUUAAAUCUAAAAAUGAUUUGGAUUUCCUUAUUAUAUUAUAUUAUUCGAAUAAAUGUUUCGCGUACAACGAGCUGAAUUCAUGAAUAAUCAGGAGUUCGGCUAAUUUACCCUUUAUACGCGCGAGACCUGAUUACGACAGGUUUAAUUCACCCGUUAGUUAACGACCAGUUAGUCAGUAAGGUGUAUACACUUAAAAAAAUUAUCUUGCGCAUUUCAAGUCACUGAGAGACCUAAUUGUCACAGAUGAACUUCAUCGGGAUGAAUUGACUUGCAGUCAAAUGCGAUAUUUGUAUUUUCCGAAUAAAUGAAAGGAAUUUCGGUGUAUCUACACUCUAUAAAGGAAUUUAUCUUCGUACUAAGAGAACUUUGACAGUUAUUCCACAUAUUUUAAUAAAAAUAACCUUGCAAUAACUUCAGGAUUUCAUCAAUAAUAUUUGGGAUUGCAAAAAAGAUAAAUAUGUGCGUGUAUUUAAAACAAUAUAUCCCGGAUAAAAAAUAUUCACCCUUUUAUACCCCCAAUUCAUUAAUUGAGUGCUCAUAAGUAUUCAUGACGCUAGUCAAUAAUUAAUUAAUACAGGUGGAUUGAAAUAUAUUAAUGAUGUAUUUAAUGUGAAAAUUACGAGUCUAUUAUUGAUCACUACUUGCACUCUCACAAUUUAUAAGAAAAUCUAUUGAAUAAAAUAUUUAUUAAUAUUUACUAAACGUUUUAUAAAUGGUGACUUCACAGUGUAAUCUCUAUAUGAAUUUAAUGUAAUUAUGAAUACGCUAUAUAGUAUGUUGGAUGAGUAUAUAAAUGUUGAUAUUUAUGAAGAAAUUUAUGAAGUACUAACUGUAACGUCAUUAAGUGUAAUAACCAAUUUAUUACCCUAAUGUAACAUUGAAUGUACAGAAUGGUCUUUUUCGUUUGUAAAUAUAAUAGUGUACAUAUCUAUUAUACUGAAUUAUUUAAUGUGACCGAAACAUCGAAUAUUUUCAUUGAUUUAUGAAUUCUUGUAAACUAGAAUAAAUUUUUCCAUG
Messenger RNA from Diachasmimorpha longicaudata, 4354 nucleotides. RefSeq names its product G-protein coupled receptor dmsr-1-like. The coding region runs from base 549 to 1772 and encodes 407 amino acids. The record is from RefSeq and is a predicted model, not a curated record. Gene Ontology annotation, molecular function: G protein-coupled peptide receptor activity. Gene Ontology annotation, biological process: G protein-coupled receptor signaling pathway. Gene Ontology annotation, cellular component: plasma membrane. The transcript has 3 exons. Lineage: Eukaryota; Metazoa; Arthropoda; Insecta; Hymenoptera; Braconidae.